Messenger RNA from Hemicordylus capensis (graceful crag lizard), 1376 nucleotides. It is a transcript of the gene RWDD2B, whose product is annotated as RWD domain containing 2B. The record is from RefSeq and is a predicted model, not a curated record. The transcript is spliced from 6 exons. NCBI's taxonomy places the organism in Eukaryota, Metazoa, Chordata, Lepidosauria, Squamata, Cordylidae. Bases 303 to 1172 code for a protein of 289 amino acids. Gene Ontology annotation, molecular function: protein binding.
UUCAGGAACUUCCGGUAUGCGGACUGCUGGGAAAGCAAAGACAAUUAGGAUGGCGUCUGCGGACCAAUUCAGAGCCCAUCUCGAGAGAACAUGCGCACACCCUCUCUAAUUUGCAUAAGUCAAUCAAUGUCGAACUUUGUUCUGACGCUGUCAGAUUUUCAGUCGAUGCAUUCUGAUGCCAAAGAGAUAUAUGUGUUGUUAAUCUGCUCUUAUUCAGAACCUGAAAUGGGGCAAGUUGAUUAAAGCUGCAGUCCUAGCAAGCUUAUUUGGGAUUGUUUAGGAAUCACAUAAACAUAUACAAGAUGAACAAUUUGGAAGAGGCUGAGCUACAACUUUCUGAAUUAGAUUUGCUUUCUAGUAUGUUUCCUAAUGAAGAUGAAUUUAAGAUGACUGACCAACUGGCUUUAGCAGAAUUGAAAGAUCGUGUUGAAAGAUGUAGUUUAGAAAUGCCAUCUUCAAAAAUACAGUUUAUAUUGAAUUUAGAGUUAGAAAUUCCUGAUGGAGAUAAGAUGCCAUUUUCUUUAUCUUGCGCUUUCCCGUUUAAAUACCCAGCUGUUCUUCCAGAAAUUACUGUCAGGUCUGCAUCCUUAAGCCGAAUGCAGCAGGCUCAGCUGAAUGCAGAUCUCAUAGCCUUCUUGAAGAAACACUGCGCUGGUGAGGUCUGCAUAUUAAGCGCAAGAGAAUGGGUUAAAGAUCAUGCCACGGGUUAUGUCAGCAAGGAUCCAUUGUCCUCUAUGACAAAAUUAAGUGUUAAGAAAUCAGAAGAUAUUUUCACUAGACUCUGGAUUUACAGUCACCACAUAUAUAACAAGCAAAAAAGAAAGAAUAUCGUUGACUGGGCUAAAGAACUCUCUCUUUCUGGAUUCAGCAUGCCUGGGAAACCAGGUAUUAUUUGUACAGAAGGCCCACAAAGCAUGUGUGAGGAGUUCUGGGCAAGAAUAAGAAGAUUAUCAUGGCAGCGAAUUUUAAUUCGUCACAGAGAAGACAUUAGGUUAGAAGGGACUGAAGCUGAAAUGGAGAAACAAAGGAAGUUUUCAGCUUUUGAAGAAAAAAUAUUUGAUGCACAUGGCACCAGAGGAAACCACAUGGAUCUGGGACAAUUGUAUCAUUUUUUACUUGAAAAUGGAUGUGCUGAUGUUUUUCAAAUGUACUUUGGAGUUGAAGGCCAAUAGAUCAGCAAGGGAAGAGAGAAAUCACAUGGAAAAUGAAAUAAUAGUUUGUCACUCAUGGUUUUCCUUAUGACUUUCUUAAAAAUAAUAAUAAUAAAGGAUACUAGAAGCAUUACUCUUUUAUAUGUGAUCAUGAGUGCAGAAACAAGCUCAGGUUAUAGGAAUUACAUUAAUUUGAAUAACAAAGAUUAAAAGUAAUCAUGGUGA